GUUGUCAAGCCUUCUAGACCUCUAUCAAAUUGAAAACACUAGAUAAGAAGCUGCUGUGGAGGUUGGUGUAGCAGUGUUGCUAAAUGGUGAAAAGCUGAUAUCACAGAAUGAUGCAUGGAUAGGAAGCAUACCACAGUCUUAUUCCCUUAUUGGUGCACGUCUAAAAAUUAAGAUUUCAAACAUAUGAGUGGAAAGUUUGAACAGCAUUAAUUAUGGAAGCUGCAUACAAUAUUGAUGAUAUGGACAAGUAAGAUCAUAGGAAACCUCUCCAUCCACGAUUGGGUACCACAUAGAUGAGGGCGGGGUUCUGCACGAUAUUGCAACACCCUCUCCCACAACCUGUCUGGCUGCUGUGGUAGCGCGGAGAAGGAACGGACGCGUACGUUUACCGAGCACUCCGUCCGUUCUGAAGCGACACCGAGGGGAGGAGAGCGGCGAAAAUGACGACCAACAUCCGAUACAAGAGCCGUAUCCCGAUCAAAUCGGACGAGACAGUUGAGGAGAAGCAGUAUGUGGGUUUUGCUACCCUCCCUAACCAGGUGCACAGGAAGUCAGUGAAAAAGGGAUUUGACUUCACCCUCAUGGUCGCCGGAGAGUCUGGUAUGGGUAAAUCUACUCUGGUCAACAGCCUGUUCCUCACAGACUUGUACAAGGACAGGAAACUUCUCAAUGCUGAGGAGCGUAUCAACCAGACAGUAGAGAUCAUUAAGCACACAGUGGACAUUGAGGAGAAAGGAGUGAAGCUGAAGCUGACCAUUGUAGACACACCAGGCUUUGGAGACGCUGUCAACAACAAUGAAUGCUGGAAGCCCAUCACCGACUACAUUGACCAGCAGUUUGAGCAGUACUUCAGGGACGAGAGUGGACUGAACAGGAAGAACAUCCAGGACAACAGAGUCCACUGCUGCCUCUACUUCAUACCUCCAUUUGGACAUGGACUGCGUCCAGUAGAUGUGGAGUUUAUGAAGGCUCUCCAUGAGAAGGUGAACGUGGUUCCUCUCAUCGCCAAGGCUGACUGUCUCACUCCCAGCGAGAUCAAGAAACUCAAAGACCGGGUCCGUGAUGAGAUUGAGAGGUUUGGCAUUAAGGUUUACCAGUUCCCAGAGUGUGACUCUGAUGAGGACGAGGAGUUUAAACAACUGGACAAAGAACUGAAGGAGUGCUGUCCGUUUGCAGUGAUUGGCAGUAACACUGUGGUUGAGGCCAGGGGCCAGAGAGUAAGAGGGAGACUUUACCCAUGGGGCAUUGUGGAAGUGGAGAACCAGUCUCACUGUGACUUUGUGAAGCUGAGGAACAUAUUGAUCCGCUCCCACAUGCACGACCUCAAAGACGUGACCUGUGACAUGCACUAUGAGAACUACAGAGCGCAGUGUAUACAGGACAUGACCAGUAAACUGACGCAGGACAACCGAAUGGAGAGCCCGAUUCCCAUGUUGCCCCAGCCCACCCCCGACGUGGAGACUGAUAGACUCAUCAAGAUGAAAGAUGAAGAGUUGGCGAGGAUGCAGGAGAUGCUGAAUAAGAUGCAGCAGCAGAUCCAUGAUGGGAAGGACCAGUGAUCCCCUCCCCGGCAGACCCAGACUACAGCCCCACCUGCUGGCCAGCCACUGAUUUACAUCCAUGACUUCAGAUGAACAAAUGCAAACAAUAGCAUACAUACCAACAUGUUAUUUACUGAUAUAAUCAGCAUUGUGUUGGGGGGGGCAGUUGCUAUAUAUUCAUUCAUUGGUCAUUUGUUUAUUUGGUGCUUUUUUUAAUUUGGUCUGUACUGCAAGGAGAAAUGUGGUGUGGAUUUAGUUUUUUACUGAACCUGGUGUCCGUUUUGAACCCCAUUUAAUAUUAUGAACAGUCCUCCUAGCAUAUGUCAUAAUAUAAACAUUUUAUUUAAAUGACCUGUUAAAUGUAUCUAAUUUAUAAAUAUGCUGAAUACUUUUGGGAUAUUCUGUCAGGUUAUGAAUACGCAUAAGAUGUUUUGUAAAACGGCAAUAUUACUGAUGUUAAGGUUUGAGUCUGUUGAUUUUGAGUGAGUGUGUCUGUGUGAUUCGAGAUGUAUGACACUCUAUUAGGAGAACCUUAUUCUGCUUUGAUACUGUGAGAAUUUGUUUACCCUUUCAGUGGCAUUUCUUGUGCUUUUGGUACAGACUUAAUAAUAGGCUACCUAAGAAUCUAAACAAAUGUAAGGUAUUACCUUUUUACUGCUGGUCUCUACUUCAACUUGUUGGGAAGACCCUUUUCGUUUUUCUUUUUUUAACAAUGUCUUGGCGCUUGCAAGUCAGAUUGAGAAUGUCUUCAGAGCCAUUUGCUUACCUUACAGUGCAUUGAGACCCGUUUGACUUACAUAGCUAAUGAAAGGGUAGGUUCGGUAAGUGGUGCAUGUGCGAGCAUGCUGAAGUUACUCAUAACUGCUUAGAGCUUAAUUUCCACUCUCAUAUGAUGCAAUGUGUUUGUUCUUAAAUGCAUUUUGAGCUAUGCCUCGGUACCACUAUGUGACUGUAAAAAUAGGCAAACUUUUAAGAGCAGCUACUGUAUAUGCUUUUGUCCAAUAUAGCAUAUAGUGUGUGGUGUAUGCUGCCCUCUGGCUGUGGUGUGCAGGAUGGUGUUUGGCUUUUUAUAGUGCUUGUGCUCAGAAACCAUGGGGGAACUAGUGACCCGUUUAUGAUGAUGAAUAAACAGUCUGGAUUCA
Oncorhynchus nerka (sockeye salmon) is the source of this 2683-nucleotide messenger RNA. RefSeq names its product septin-5. The coding region runs from base 441 to 1559 and encodes 372 amino acids. Gene Ontology annotation, molecular function: molecular adaptor activity; GTP binding; GTPase activity. The transcript has 12 exons. The record is from RefSeq and is a predicted model, not a curated record. Lineage: Eukaryota; Metazoa; Chordata; Actinopteri; Salmoniformes; Salmonidae. Gene Ontology annotation, cellular component: septin ring; synaptic vesicle; septin complex. Gene Ontology annotation, biological process: intracellular protein localization; cytoskeleton-dependent cytokinesis; regulation of exocytosis.